AUGUGGACGACACCUCUUAUUCUCCUUCUUCUUUCAUUCUACGGAAUUUCUUCUGAAUUCAUCCCGGAUGACCCUGGAUUCGUCGAUCAUCUCUUCAAUGGAAUUGUUCCACCGAGAGCUCAUUUCCACGGAUUCCUCGCCCAGGAUAACAAUCGAGAAGUCGUUGAGAAGUUCCUUGCCCGUGUGACUCGUUCAAUCGAAUCAAAAGAUGCAUCAAUCAUUGGUGGACUAUUCCAACCUGGAUUCAUCUUCAAAGGAUGCAAGGGAACAUACAACAAGCAACAAGUAAUCGGAAUGAUCAGUCAGAUUCCAGCUGGCACCAAUUUCCAUUUCGUCUUGAAGACAGUCGAAGAUGACGGAGACUCCAUCAAGUACUCUAUAUCUGUAUCCGGAUUCGGCCCAUCUCCAUUGGAUGCUGAGUUCACUUUGAACAAGGUCGACCAACAAUUGCAUUGCGGAAGAAUUUCAGCCUGCCAGAAGACCCACUUCCACGGAUUCAUUGCUCACGAAACCAUUGGAAACAUUCCACCGAGAUCCCAAUUCCACGGAAAUUCGUUUGGAAGAUUCGGUUAUUUCUAUUGA
Molecule: messenger RNA, 582 nt
Organism: Caenorhabditis remanei
Lineage: Eukaryota; Metazoa; Nematoda; Chromadorea; Rhabditida; Rhabditidae
Exons: 2
Coding region: 1-582 (193 amino acids)
Source: RefSeq, a predicted model, not a curated record